Messenger RNA from Ruditapes philippinarum (Manila clam), 2189 nucleotides. Its product is annotated as caspase-3-like. The transcript has 3 exons. The record is from RefSeq and is a predicted model, not a curated record. The coding region runs from base 165 to 1136 and encodes 323 amino acids. NCBI's taxonomy places the organism in Eukaryota, Metazoa, Mollusca, Bivalvia, Venerida, Veneridae. Gene Ontology annotation, cellular component: cytoplasm. Gene Ontology annotation, biological process: apoptotic process; proteolysis.
UACAUACAAAAAAUGGUUUAAGAAGGUAAAGCUCAGUUUUUCAACUGAUAAGAUAUUUUUGGGCUUUUUAUAUAGCGUUGGAUAUUUGUUAGAGGUUAAACAAUUCAGAAAUAGGUUAAUUAAGGGGAUAUUAAAUCUCAGACGACACCUAUUUGAAACGAAAAAUGGACCCCGCGACGCCACAGGAUGAUACAGACGCUAAAGGGUUUAUAGGAUCCUUGCUGAAAACGUUCGUCUGCGGAGGUAAUGUUGGUGCGCGUUCCAAGGCUUUUAUGGACAUUGGAGAUAUUGAAAAUGAGGAGGAGAUUGAGGAGGCCUACAAGAGAGUCGCCCCAGCAUUCAGUCGUACUGAGUUAUUGUCCGACAUGUACAAAAUGGAUUUCCCGCGCAGGGGACUGGCAGUUGUUAUCAAUAACAAAACGUUUUCAUCGGAAAUGCAAAAGAAAGGUUACGGAGUCCGAACAGGAACUGAUAUAGACGCUACUAGAAUGUGCAGUAGGCUUAAAAUGCUUGGAUUUGAAAUAGAACGUUACCAUGACGCCACGUGCAAGGAAAUAAAAAUGGCGUUCUCUAAUGCUGCAGCUAAAGAUCAUAGAGACGCAGACUGUUUCGUCGGUGUUAUAUUAAGCCAUGGAGAAAAAGACAAAAUUUAUGGUGUAGACGGACCUAUUGAAACAAACGACAUAUUUCAGUAUUUUAAAGGUUUCGCUUGUGAGACGCUAGCGGGGAAACCAAAGAUAUUCUUCAUUCAAGCGUGUCGAGGCCAUCAACUUGAUGCAGGGGCAAAUCUAAAUGUUGCAGACGCACAGCGCUUUGAUUACGAGGCAGAACCGGAAGAAGAAAUACGGAUCCCAAACGAAGCUGAUUUUAUAGUAUCGUAUUCUACAGUGCCCGGAUAUUAUUCUUGGCGAAAUUCUGCAAAUGGUUCUUGGUACGUGCAAGCACUUGUACUUCUACUUGACAAAUAUGGCACAACAAUGGAGAUUAAAAAACUGCUGACUCAACUUAACAAAUGUGUGGCCUAUUGUGACAGGUAUAUGUCAAAUACAGACGAUCCGAAAAUGCAUGGAAUGAAACAAAUUCCAUCUUUCACAUCAAUGUUGACAAAAGAUUUAUACUUUAAACCAAAGAAAUGAAACAUGCUAAAAUAGCGUAAACACAUUAACAAUGUUGACAAUGUUUGUUUGACUUAACUCAAAAAUCAAAGAGUAAACAUUUCUAUAAAUUCCAAGAGAAUGAACACAUUCUUACUAUGUCAGUGCCAUCAGUGUUGACUUUUAGCCCAAACCUUUAUUAUGUUUUGUUAUAUCUAGAUCUAAAGACGUGUCCAGGCUGUUGGAUAUCAUUUAUUUUCUUUUUCUUUGUUUUCGUGUUGCUAUACCAUUUUUGGUGUAGAAUGUAGAUUUGUGUUAUGUUAACCUUUCCGUUAUAUUUAAAUACUUUCAUUUCAUAAUAUUUAUAAUGUCCAUCUUUACAAAAUUAUCCUGGGCUUGGUGAUCACUUACAGAAUGGUCAUUUUGUAAGUUUCAAUAUAUCCCUAUAGUGAUAAGCAUUAGCCACCAGUAUAAAACUAGGCCAGCUUUUGGGUCCGCGCGGCUUUAACGGGAUCUAUAUUGUUGGUAACUUCAUUUUGGUAUCACUUAAACUUCAAUUGAACUGUUUCAAAUUCAAAUAUGCGAAAAUCCAUUAAACAAAAUCAGGAGGAAAGAUUUUAAGACUCUGGCCUAAAGACUAUACGUGCAUGUUUGAGUUUGUAAUUAAGGGACCAUGAACGAGCUUUUUAUUUUUAUUUUUCAAAACCUUUUAUUUUGUGUUGCCCUGUAACAGUUUCCAAAAAGAUUCUCAUUGGUUGUACAGCUAAGCCAUCUUUUGUAAUUAUUGUGAUUUUAUAUUUUGUAUGGAAGUUAAAAUACCAAUGUGUUUACAAUUUGUUGAGUCUAAGUGUGCCUGUAUAGGUGUCAACUGAUACACACGAUUGGUGUUCAUACAAAAUUAAUACGUUCAUAUGAGUUCUACUUUAUUUUCAAAUAAAAGAGAAUGGUCCAAGAACGGACUGACCUGGCACUAUACUGGUGACGUUGUCAAAAUAAGUCCUAUUGUCAUGGUCAGCUUUGAAAGCUUUUUACUUUCAUUCAGUUAAAAAUUAGGAAAUAUGCAUGCAUAAUUAUAAUAUAGUGCCAUUAUGUUGA